Prunus dulcis (almond) is the source of this 1709-nucleotide messenger RNA. Its product is annotated as U11/U12 small nuclear ribonucleoprotein 35 kDa protein. Gene Ontology annotation, cellular component: U12-type spliceosomal complex; precatalytic spliceosome. The record is from RefSeq and is a predicted model, not a curated record. Gene Ontology annotation, molecular function: mRNA binding; snRNA binding. NCBI's taxonomy places the organism in Eukaryota, Viridiplantae, Streptophyta, Magnoliopsida, Rosales, Rosaceae. Gene Ontology annotation, biological process: mRNA splicing, via spliceosome.
GAGAGAGAGAGAGAGAGAGAGAGAGAGAGAGCAAAUGCAAAUGAGCGGGCGAAACGUAAAUGUAAACUCAGUGUUUUACGCGGAGGCGUAUCAUCCGGUUCAAGCGGGAAGCAUAGACGGCACCGACAUUCUCCCUCACGACAACGCUGUCUACAGAGCCUUCCUUUGCUCCUCCGCUGGCCUCUAUGACCCCUUGGGCGAUCCCAAGCUCAUCGGCGACCCUUAUUGCACCCUCUUCGUCGGCCACCUCUCUCACCUCACCACCGAACAAUCUCUUCGCAAGGCUUUGAGCAAGUAUGGUCGAGUGAAGGACUUGCGCUUGGUCAGGCACAUUGUAACUGGUGCCUCACGCGGCUAUGCAUUUGUUGAAUAUGAAACCGAAAGGGAGAUGCAGCGUGCAUAUAAGGAAGCUCACCAUUCCUUUAUUGAUGAUUCUGAAGUUAUAGUUGAUUACAACAGACAGCAGUUGAUGCCAGGGUGGAUUCCAAGAAGAUUAGGAGGGGGUCUUGGUGGUAAGAAGGAAUCUGGACAACUUCGUUUCGGAGGACGUGAAAGACCAUUUCGAGCACCUCUGCGUUCAAUCCCGUAUGAUGAUUUAGAGAGACUUGGGAUCCCACCUCCUCCAGAAGGAAGAUACAUGUCACGCUAUCAGGUCCCAUCCCCACCCAGAAGGAAAAGGAGCUCUGUGGAUAGGGAGGAAGGUAUUCAUAAAAGGUCCAUGGAGAGGGGAGCGAACAUGCGCAAAAGCAGUCCUGUGGAGAAGGAAGAAAUGUCUCACAAAAGAUCUAUGGACCCAGAGGACCAUUCAUUCAAAAGGAGCUCUGUUGAGACAGAACACCAUCGCAACAGGAGCUCCAUUGACAGAGCAGAGCUCUCUCACAAGAGGACCUCGAGGGAUAGGGAUGAUCGUUCUCACAAGGGCACAAGUCCCAUCGCCAUGAGAGAUCCACUAGCCAUGAUCACUAUUAAGAUUUGCAAUUGGGAACGGCACCAAGGAGUCAUGGAAACACCCACUAAGGAGAGGAGUCACUACUAGUGAUAAAUAUCAGUGUGCAAACAGCAAGGUGCUUGCUUAAGACCCUGCUGGAACACUAAAGAACUAGUGAUCAAGCACAAUUUGGCCAGGAGCUAGUGGUGAUCCGGAUUCAAGUCAAAACAUCGGCAUGAGUUAAAUGUCUUAACUGUUAACCAUAACAGUCCAAAAUAGUUUACAUUCCUGCAAAGUUAGCCAACCCAUUUCUCAUCCUGUUUAUUCAUAUGUGAAAGCUAGCACCAAGGCUACAGGAUUUAGGUUAGAGCAGGAUUUUGACUUUGUUGGUGAUGCAGAUGGCUGCUGUGGAAUUGACUAUACGACGAUUUUGAACUUGUUUUACUUCGCAAAGUCGGUAAACAUUAUUUGAGUUAUGAUUCCAGCUCAAUAAAGUUCUCUUAUUCAAGGUUCCCAAGGGUAUAAAGAGCAUGAAAGUUAUCGUUCAAUGCAACUUUGGUGAAACCAAAGCCAUCCUAAGUUCACAGGAAAGAAGUCAGCAAAUCUUACCUCUAUUAUCUGUGUAGUAUAUUUAUAGUGAAGCUAAUAUAUUUCGCCUGAUAGUAUGAUAUUUGUGGACUGAUGGUUUGCCAACCAUUAUGUUGAACGGCUUUUUUGGAUCUUUUGGUGUUGUAGAAGUAUGCCGAUGGCGAGGGCAAUGAGCUCGCCCUUUUGCACUCAA